AUGGCAUCGAAACCAAAGCCAUUUUUGAAGAAACGUAGCGGUUUCACUGGACGUUUUGUGGACAAAAUACAUUAUCCUCAUGUGAGACAUAUCAGUGAUAACAAGUCUGCAGAAAAAAACGAAGUCAUGUCAAAUAGUCCAGAAAGGAGUUCAAGUCCGAAUUCGGAAAAGCAACAAGAAAGCAGCCCUCUGAGUAUUAGCGAUUCGGAGCCGAAUACGAUAUCACCGGGAAAUAAAGUUAUGAAUUCAAAUCGGCCAUUCACAGCUGGUACUGUGGACAGCGGUUGCCAAGAAGAUGCUUACUCAGUUAUUCUUAGUCCAGGAUUUGACGUAAAAGACGAUUAUCUAAAAUCAGUUGUCAUAGAUGUUACGGAACCAAGUUGUACUAAUUCAGCUGCUACAUCUGGUCAAAGCAAUUUCAACGUUCCAUCGGUAAUCCAUGAUAUGCCUGAGUUUUCAUCAAUGGAAAUGGAAACAGUUUCAGCAAAAUCAAAAAGUAUCAGCGAAUCUUUUUUUCGAAAAGGAUUAGUGUCUCCCGGUGUUUCUUUAAUGAAUAAUUCAACAGCUGAAUUCGAACGUUUCGAACGUUUUAUUUGUACGCCAAAGCAGUCUCAAAACUCUCAGGAUUCUGAUGGGACUAGCUCCCGACACUGGAAACAAGUUAUCAAAGACUUUGGUGUGGAAGCAAGUAAAAAAUUGGAGAUUAUUCCUCACGAAUCUUUCCCAGCAAGCACGGAAUCCUUGGCAACUACAAACUCUACUAAAACAAUCGACCAAAUCGCAAAAAAGUUCCCAAUUCACAACCACGUCAAAAAAACAUUUCAAAAAAAACCACACAAACAGUUGCAUGCUAUGCGAGAGGCAUUUCCAUCCAUUCUUGAAGAGAAAUCGGGUCAUGGCUUAUACGCAUGUGUUAAGAAAAUUGAGAAUGGUACUGAGAAGCCAAAAACAGAAAAUGCACCACUCUUGCAAAAAUCUGUAGAAAAAAUGUCAACGGAAAAUAAAUCGGUAGAACAGGAAAUACCAAAAAGUACUGGAAUUAGCGUCACAGAACAAAACCUCGCAAAGCAGUUAAGAGAUCUCAUUGCUCACCUCGAUAUUGCUAGCGAAAAUCGUCAUUACGAACAUAAUAGAUUUCAAGAAAUUGUUGGAGAAGUACUGCAAGAAAAUGAGUUCUUUUGUCAACGAAUUGAUGCGCUGAAGAAACGAAUUGCGCAAUUGGAAAAAAAUGAAGAAACUCGAAAAGAAGAUAUUGCUUUAAAAGAAGAAAUCGAUAAGUUGCAAAAAGCUGAUAUUGAGCGCUUAAAAAAGGAAAAUGCAACUCUGAAUCGUCAACAAAAAAAGAAAAGUGGAAAUGAUAGCGACUUCGUAAAUCUGCUCAAGGAACAAAUUACCGAUCUUCGUGCAAUGUUACGAGAUUUUGAGAGGCAACGCAGUGAAUGGAGAACUCAGAUGAGAAAAAAUAGUACACUUUUAAAGGAGAAAACUGAUUUGAUUGAGCAGCUAAAAGAAGAAAAAACUCGUUUGGAGAAACGGCUGAUUAUCGUUUCGAACACCAAAGCAGCCCUUCGAGGCCGUCAGGCAGAAAAUGCUUUCUCUACUCAAGCGAUUGCUCGAGCGUCUCGUAGUGCAGCAGUAACAACUGCAACAAAAAACAAAACUUCUCAAAAUAAUGACCCUGUUGCAAAAAAUGUGGUGCAGAAUAAAAGGAAUAUAUUUAGUGAACUAAAUAAAAACCAAGAAGCGGCAGACGCUGUCAAGAACAAGGACAUAAUUAACGACAAUGAAGAUAUCAAUUUUAUUGGACAAACGGUGGAACCAUCUCGUUUUGAAAAAAAUGUUCGUUGGAACGACCCUUUAACAACGUUGGCUACUUUUACUCCACCAGCUCCCAUCCAUCCCUCUCGGAAUUUAGAAAAUUCUGACAUGGAACUGAUUUUAACCGAAAAUAAUAUGAUUGGAAGAGCAUCGUUGUACCGUAGUGAAAAUGAUUUUACUGUUUAUACUCUGACUCAUUGUGGAUGUAAUUUUUAUGAAUACAGCAAUACGGAUACCCGGUGGAUGCAUUCAAGCAACCUUUAUCAAGUCAAUUAUUUCGGACAGGCGGGAGCGACUACCGUCGAAAUAGCCGAGAAGAAAUUACUUGUUCGACACUUUUUAUCUGGUCAACUUGAGAUAUAUCGAGAAAGUGGAGAAACCAGUUUGGUGACAUCUGCCGGACGUCGUAUAGAAGUUAUGAGACAUAAAUCUGGCGCAGUACGCGUAGAAAUUUAUGAGUUGAAUGGCACAGUUCGUGUCAGAGGUCGUGGAGAGGCAGAAACAUUGCAUCGAGCAACUCAAACUUCAUGUCACCGUAUGGAUGGUUCUUAUGCAUUUCAUAUUCUUAGCGAUGAUUCAAUUGAGUGGCGUUCCCCUGAUUACACGGUGCAUCGAUUUAAAAAUGGUGAUACAAAAGUACGCUUAAAUGCGAUCGAUACAAGUAUUACAAUGCUCGUCAUGGAUGUUGGCACAGUAAAGCAUUUAUCGAACACAGUGGAUAGGAAACUUCCCAAAUAUUGUGUUGAAUGGGGUACCAUUGCAAGAAAAAGAUCAAGAGUCAUUGCAAACAAUCAGUCUCGUGUAUUAAAUCAACUGUGA
Molecule: messenger RNA, 2637 nt
Organism: Thelazia callipaeda (thelaziosis nematode)
Lineage: Eukaryota; Metazoa; Nematoda; Chromadorea; Rhabditida; Thelaziidae
Source: the annotation of a GenBank genome assembly